AUGCCUCCCCCAUCACCCCUCGUCAUCGCAACAGGCGCAGUAAACCGCCUCCUCAAGGAAGAAGCCUCCUACCACAAGGAGCUCUCCGAGCAAGAAGCCAAGGUCAAGGCGCAAGAGGAAAAGAUUCAGAGCGGCCAGGACGACGAGGAUGGCAAUGCGACGUAUAUCCUCAAGCAGCACCAAACCGUUGUCGAGCAGACGAGAGCCGUCUUCAAGCCGCUGAGGGUCCGCAUCGCUCAGGCCGUCGAGAAGCUCGAGGAUCUGGUCGCUGCCGAGGAAAAGGGCGGGAGUGCUUCCGAGGAAGAGCUUGCGAAUGCAAAGGCGGCGCUGGAAAAGGCCAAGGCUGAGCAGGCUUCGGCAUGA
Messenger RNA from Trichoderma citrinoviride, 363 nucleotides. Its product is annotated as tubulin binding cofactor A. Bases 1 to 363 code for a protein of 120 amino acids. The record is from RefSeq and is a predicted model, not a curated record. Gene Ontology annotation, cellular component: microtubule cytoskeleton; cytosol. The transcript has 2 exons. Gene Ontology annotation, biological process: tubulin complex assembly; post-chaperonin tubulin folding pathway. NCBI's taxonomy places the organism in Eukaryota, Fungi, Ascomycota, Sordariomycetes, Hypocreales, Hypocreaceae. Gene Ontology annotation, molecular function: beta-tubulin binding.